Oryza brachyantha (malo sina) is the source of this 1526-nucleotide messenger RNA. RefSeq names its product sulfite exporter TauE/SafE family protein 3-like. NCBI's taxonomy places the organism in Eukaryota, Viridiplantae, Streptophyta, Magnoliopsida, Poales, Poaceae. The coding region runs from base 1 to 1407 and encodes 468 amino acids. The record is from RefSeq and is a predicted model, not a curated record. The transcript has 12 exons. Gene Ontology annotation, biological process: protein ubiquitination. Gene Ontology annotation, cellular component: Cul4A-RING E3 ubiquitin ligase complex; membrane.
AUGGGGAGGAAAUGGAGCGAUGUACUCCUGGCCAUGGCGGUCGGCGUAGCCUGCGCCGCGACGGCCGCCGUCGCCGCCGAAAGGGGGCUCUCGUUCGCCGGUGCCGUGGCGGCGCCAGCGCGGCCGGAGGGAGUGAGCUACCUGCGCAAGGCGGCCAACUUUCUGUGGCAGAGUGACGAAAGCUCUUACCACGUGUGGCCGCCGAUGGAGUUUGGAUGGCGAAUUGUGCUAGGGACAUUCGUUGGAUUCAUUGGAGCAGCGUUUGGGAGUAUAGCUGGUGUAGGUGGCGGUGGGUUCUUCGUGCCAAUGCUGACCUUGAUCAUUGGUUUUGAUGCAAAGUCAUCGGUGGCAAUAUCAAAAUGUAUGAUAAUGGGGGCAGCUGUGUCGACUGUGUACUGCAACCUUAAGCUGAAACACCCAACUUUGGACAUGCCAGUGAUUGACUAUGAUCUAGCAUUGCUUAUCCAGCCAAUGCUUAUGCUAGGAAUCAGCAUUGGUGUUAUUUUCAAUGUGAUAUUCCCAGAUUGGCUGGUCACAAUUCUCUUGAUCAUCCUUUUCAUAGGCACUUCAACUAAAGCUUUUCUGAAGGGUAUUGAGACAUGGAAGAAAGAGACAAUAAUGAAAAGGGAGGAGGCUAAGCAAUCGGAGCAAACAAGUGAAAUGUAUAGACCACUGCCCACAGGACCGGAGGCUCCAGCUAGGUCAAAAACACCUUCAGAUCAUGCGGUAUCUAUUUUGCAAAAUGUUUACUGGAAGGAGUUUGGACUUCUUGCCUUUGUUUGGAUAACAUUCCUUGUGCUCCAGAUCACUAAGAAUUACAUACCAACUUGCUCCACAUGGUACUGGCUUUUGAACUUAUUACAGAUCCCUGUGUCAGUUGGGGUGACCAUGUAUGAAGGAAUAGGAUUGGUGCAAGGGAGGAGGGUUAUAUCAUCGAAUGGAAAUGAGCAAACCAAUCUAAAAUUUCACCAGCUACUCAUGUACUGCUUUUUUGGAAUAACUGCUGGUAUUGUUGCUGGUCUGCUUGGUGUUGGCGGCGGCUCAAUCCUUGGACCCAUGUUCUUGGAUCUUGGAGUCCCUCCACAGGUUGCAAGUGCCACUGCCACCUUCUCAAUGAUGUUCUCAUCUUCCAUGUCUGCUAUUGAAUACUACUUCUUGGACCGGUUCCCUGUGCCAUAUGCUCUUUACUUGACCGUUGUGGCCUUCUUUUCUGCGAUCGUCGGCCAGCGAGUGGUUAGGAAGUUGAUCAAUUGGUUGGGGAGGGCAUCGAUCAUUGUCUUCACAUUAUCCACAAUGAUCAUCCUCAGUACAUUCCCUCUAGGUGGAAUUGGUAUCUCCAACUGGAUUGGCAAGAUUGAGCGACAUGAGUACAUGGGAUUUGAGAACAUCUGCAAGUAUGAUGCAUAGGAGGACGUUAAAAGGUGUCGUAUAUUUUUUAAAUAUAUACGAAGAACUCGUGGGAUGAAUAUUUGCUAUGAAUUAUAUGAUCACUUAAUAUUUGAUUUCAAUAUAUACUAUAAGAAGAC